AUGUCUAAAAUUCCCGAGAAAGAGAUAGUAACUGGUGUGAAUGACACAUUUUCAAGAAUAGGUUGGGUUUCGUUGGCUCUUCUUUGCGUUUAUGGAGCUGUGAAGGCUGUGAGGGCCAUGGAGAUUGAUGACCAUGUGGGUUACAAGUAUCUGGGAAAGGCUGUUGUAUUUUUCUAUCUGAUUGAUAUAUUGAAAUCCAUAUUCUCUGAAACUCCAUCUCCGGUUUUCAAGGCUGACCGAUGGGUAAGAACUUUCGUCCCCUCGAUACCGUUUCUCAUCAUCUUUUUUACCAUUUACAACUUCUAA
Molecule: messenger RNA, 306 nt
Organism: Microthlaspi erraticum
Lineage: Eukaryota; Viridiplantae; Streptophyta; Magnoliopsida; Brassicales; Brassicaceae
Source: the annotation of a GenBank genome assembly